Messenger RNA from Lotus japonicus, 742 nucleotides. RefSeq names its product probable inactive nicotinamidase At3g16190. NCBI's taxonomy places the organism in Eukaryota, Viridiplantae, Streptophyta, Magnoliopsida, Fabales, Fabaceae. The record is from RefSeq and is a predicted model, not a curated record. The coding region runs from base 1 to 573 and encodes 190 amino acids. The transcript has 5 exons.
AUGGCUGAGGAUUGGAAACACACAGCUCUUCUUGUCAUCGACAUGCAGAAAGAUUUUAUAGAAAGAGGUCCUGUGCUACUGAAAGGAGGGAAAGAUAUUGUCCCCAAUGUGAUUAAGGCUGUGGAAGUUGCCAGGGAGCGUGGAAUUCUUAUAGUUUGGGUUGUACGCGAACAUGAUCCCUUAGGAAGAGAUGUUGAACUCUUUCGUCGUCAUCUAUAUGGUCCAGGGAAAGUUGGUCCAACCUCUAAAGGAAGUGAAGGCGCAGAAUUAGUUGAUGGGUUGGUAAUUAGAGAAGGGGAUUAUAAACUGGUGAAAACCAGGUUUAGUGCAUUCUUUUCUACACACCUUCAUUCAGUCCUUCAAGGAGCUGGAAUUAAUAGUUUGGUGGUCACGGGUGUUCAAACUCCAAACUGUAUCAGGCAAACUGUCUUUGAUGCUGUAGCAUUGGACUACAAACCUGUAACUGUUAUUGUUGACGCCACAGCGGCAGCGACACCUGACAUUCAUCUUGCCAAUGUGUUUGACAUGAAAAAUGUUGGAGUUGAAACCCCAACAUUACAAGAGUGGAGCUAAUCCAAAGCUUGAUCUGUAUCAACCGUCCCUGUGGUGUUCAAUUCCAAGACUCAAAAAGUGUUGAUGCCUUUUGUCAAGUUAAGCUGUAAAGUGAACUGAAACUACUUAUAUUGCAGUACUUGAUUCCUGCACUGUUAAAUAAUGACAUAGCUAUUGUUGUUUAUUUUAG